Molecule: messenger RNA, 2121 nt
Organism: Rosa rugosa (rugosa rose)
Lineage: Eukaryota; Viridiplantae; Streptophyta; Magnoliopsida; Rosales; Rosaceae
Product: RNA-dependent RNA polymerase 1-like
Exons: 2
Coding region: 25-1956 (643 amino acids)
Molecular function (GO): RNA binding
Source: RefSeq, a predicted model, not a curated record
AAUUGCCAUUAUCAACUAGUCAGCAUGGUCAAGAAAGUUUACUUGUAUGGAUUUCCCACUGUGGAGUCUCCAGAAGCGGUGACAAAAUUUCUGGAGGAGUAUACCGGAGAAGGAACUGUUCUCUCUGUGAAUGUUCUUCGUCCAAAAGAUGGCGCAUCAAGAUCAUCUGCCACAGUUCAAUUCACAACUGCAGAAUGUGCUGAAAUACUACUUCCAUUAGCCGAAAAAAAAGGCCUGUGGUAUGGAGAGUCUUAUCUGAAAGCUAGAGAAUGGAAGCGUGACAUGGCACCGAGAUCAGAAGUCUUGGAGGAACUUGUGACACUUCACUUUGGAUGCAAGAUAUCUGGGGAGAAGUUUUCGGUGCUUUGGACAAAAUCAGAUGUUUCUGUGACAUUUGGGAUGGAACGGAAAAAUGUGCACUUGUCUUUCUGCUAUGAUUGUGUUAAAUACAAGCUUGAGCUCCCAUCUGACACUAUUUGCCGGAUUGAGCUGCAUUGUCCACGUGAUCAGUUUACAAAGUUUCUUCUCAUCCAGUUACGUGGUGCCCCUCGGAUUUAUAAGAAAGAUGUAACUUUGGCUUCUGACAACCACUGGGUUCGAGAAGUUGAUUUCACUCCAUCAUGUUGCAUCGAGCAAUCCUCUUCUUUAUGUUUGGAGCUUCCAUUAAGGUGUGCACUUCCAGAUCUAGGCAAGAGUUUCAUUCACUAUAUAGAGAAUGAAGGACAGUUUGUGCUGAAGAGAGGUAACACUUUCUCCGGAAAUUCAGCUCUUGUUCCUACUCUGGCUCCACCCUUAGGGAUUGACUUGCCGUAUAAAAUCCUGUUCAAGAUAAAUUCAUUGGUUCAGCAUGGUUGUAUUCCCGGGCAAGCUCUUGAUGUCGAUUUUUAUAAUCUAGUGGAUCCUAAAAGAAUAAGAAUUGAAUAUAUAGAGUGUGCCUUGGACAAACUGUUCAACUCCAGGGAGUGCUGCUAUGAACCUGUAAGGUGGCUUCUUAAGCAGUACAUCAUGUACAAGGCAUGCAAGCGGAUUCCUCAUUCACCAGCUAUAUCUUUAGAUGAGGACUUGGGGAAGAUGAAUUCUGUAGAUUCCAAAUUUUUCUUUUUUCCAAUGGAAACCACCAGUUCAACCUCCUCCUCCACCACCUCAGCCCAAACACUCAACCUCAACAGUGAUCAUUCUCUCAAUGCAUCACAGUCCUCCAAUGCUGGGAAUGACUUUUCCUCUAGCAGUGUAUCCCAUUUUCUAUCCAUCAGGUUAGAUAGAACCAACUAUCCUCUAUGGUUGGCUCAAAUGUCUCAGAUUCUCAAGGGUCGCAAACUCAUGGGCAUUGUGGAUGGCACUAAUCCUUGCCCUCCAUGUUUCCUUGCUGAUAGUGAAGGCAAGCUCUCUGACACCGUCAUUCCCAACUAUGAAAAUUGGAUUGCUCAAGAGCAGACUGUGCUCAGUUGGAUCAAUGAGACUCUCACUCCCUCCGUGCUUGCAACGGUUGCCCGUUCCACAUCUGCCUUUUCUACCUGGAGGUCCUUGGCUAGGAGAUACGCAUCUCAAUCAGAGAAUCAGGUUCUGCAGCUCCGCAGUGAUCUCCUUCGUACUUUCCGUGGUAAUCUCAGCAUCUCUGACUAUCUUUACAAGAUUAAUUCCAUUGCAGAUAAUCUUGCCCUUGCUGGACAUCCUAUGACCGAUGAAGAUUUGGUAUCUAUUAUUAUGAACAACGUUGGUCCUCUUUAUGAGACGACAGUGAGUUUUGCUCAAGCACGUGAUACACCCAUCACGUAUGAUUUCCUUGAAGCCUUACUCUUAUCUACGGAACGAAGGAUGGCUGAUCAACAUCAAGGUGCUCUUGACCUUAGCUCUCAACUGACAGCCCUACAUGUCUCUAAUUCUGGCAGUGGCAGAGGCCGAGGUCGAGGUCGUCAUCAGACUUGGCAACCGAACAACAUCAGUGUGUCCGUUUGAGAAUUGUAGAUUAAUCCUUAGCUGUUGUGUAUUUCCUUUAAUUUUAUGAAUAAGAUUGGCAACACAUAUGUUGUAUUAAUUCUGAAUUACUUUUGAUGUUGUAUCAUCACUGAAGCGCCAUUUUACUUGGCAAAGGUGUCUGUUUGAAAAUUGAAAGUGUUUAAG